UUUGAUAAAAAAAUAAACAAAGAAAAAGAAAAUAAAUUUAAAAUUGGAAUUUGCAAGUGCACCGCCACCGCGUUCGGUUCGGUAAUAGUCGUGGUGUCUGAUUUCAUUAUUUCGUUUCGACUUUCGAUAAUCAAAUAUUGGUCACGGCGAAGGAUUAUUGUAUUUUGAUUUUUUGUGUUAGUGUUCAAAAUGCAACGUUAACAUUGAACGUCUCAAAUUAAAUUUAAAUUAAUCUGCGGUGUUAUUACGACUGUUUAUGAGAUAAAAUCUGUGGAUGUCUCAUGUCUUGCUCAAUCUCAGUGUAGAUUAGUACGUCUAGAGAGCAGUGUGUGAUUAAUUGAGUAAACCGAUUGGCGAAAUAAAACCACAAACUAAAAAGUACGUAUUAGUGAAAAACGAUUUAAACCUGUUCGAUUUUUAAAAUUUAAAAAGUUCUAAGGAUAUAAUAACAAUGGCGAGUUCCAGUGGCGUGUUGGCGGCAAGCUUUUUGCCGGAAUACCUAAAUGGUUUUGUGGAAGAAUUAGAUGAACAUCCGUGGUUAUUUGCGGCUCUCGCAUCAAUGCUCGUUGGUUUAAGUGGUAUCCUGCCUCUACUGAUCAUACCGAUAGACGAGACAGCAUCCUUCAAAGACGGCGCCAGUGCAGCAACGCUUCGAAUUCUGCUCAGCUUCGCUGUGGGAGGGCUACUUGGUGACGUUUUCCUUCACCUGCUGCCCGAAGCGUGGCAACAUGACCUCGCUAGUACAAAAGAUGGUGAACACGUCUCUAUGAAAUGCGGCCUCUGGUGCUUAUUCGGGAUGCUGGUCUUCAUAGUGGUGGAGAAACUCUUCGCUGGUGCAGAAGAAGAAGAACCCCCCAAAAUGAACGGCAGCGUUGACCACAUAGAGAUAGAAGACAUAGAGAAGCUUCUAGAAGAAGAGAGAAAAACCAGAGGCAAAGGGAAGGGUGAAGGGAUAUGCAGUGGGAACGGCGCCCCGGCGGCCAAGCAGUUGUAUGAUACGUGUGUCUUCAAUAAUAAUACAAAAGGUGCAGCGAUAUGUUGCAGUGCUAUAACAACCCAGAACGGUACAGUCCGCUGCAAGGGUAACCGCUGGAUGGGCCGCUGUUUGCUGCGGGAGGCGAAGGAGAAGGCGCUAAAGGCUUCCAAGGAGAAGAGCGAGAAGAAAGAUGUAGCAGGCUACUUGAACUUGAUGGCUAACUCUAUAGACAACUUCACUCACGGCUUGGCUGUGGGCGGUUCCUUCCUCGUCGGCUUCCGAGUGGGGUUACUGACCACCUUCGCUAUUCUGGUGCACGAAAUCCCACACGAAGUUGGUGAUUUUGCGAUACUCCUCAAAAGUGGCUUCUCGCGAUGGGAGGCGGCCAAAGCUCAACUGGCGACCGCGUCAGCUGGUCUGAUAGGCGCCAUGACAGCUGUCAUAUUCAGUGGCGCCAGGAAUGCUAUAGAGGCCAAAACCUCCUGGAUAGUGCCGUUCACAGCGGGAGGCUUUCUACACAUCGCACUAGUGACAGUGUUGCCUGAUUUGCUCAGAGAAGAAGACAAAAUGGAGUCGCUCAAACACCUCGCCGCUUUAAUAUCCGGCAUAGUUGUCAUGGCGCUCAUGACACAGUACUUUGGAUAGUCAGGUAAGAAAGAACUUUGGAUAGUCAGGUAAGAAAGAACUUUGGAUAGUCAGAUAAGAAAGAACUUUGGAUAGUCAGGUAAGAAAGAAAGAAUCAAAGAAUGUUAGUCUAUGAUCCAGCAUUAGAAAGGAGAUGGUCCAAAAUUGUAUGGAGCCCAGGAUCAGUUAUUGUACCCUAGCGGAAAUAAAAGAAGAUAUUUUUUUAACUUUUUUUGAUUAUACAAAUUUACGAAUUUAAUUUAAUUCUUUCGAAAUAAUAUUCAUUAUCUCCCAAGAAAUGCAAUAUUAAUAAAGGUAAUAAUGGCGGUUUAAUGACGUUUUCAAUGCAGUAAUCGAUUUGACGUUUGCUGUCAAUUGUCAUGUCAUAGUUGCUCUAUCGACGCCAUCUUGAUAUAACUCAAAAACUUGGAAUUUUAUUUUAUUUAUUUCUUUUUAUUUAGUGAGAUUUAUUCACUUGAAUAAAUUUUAAUGAAAUCCUUGUAUUUUUUUAAUUUUAAUGUUACGGGGUACAAGAGUGAACCUGAAAUGGACCAUCUCCUUUAGACCCUCUGUUGAAGGGGAUGUAUUUCUUUUGAAAUUGAAGGGGAGGUAAAAAGAAUACAAAAAGUGUAAUUAGGAAGACAAUAUGUUUAUAUUACUAGCAUAAGCCUGCGGUUUUGCUCAAUCAAUUUUUUUCAAUUCAAAUCGAAAUAUAUCAGGCGAUAUUUUUUUUUAGUAAAUCAUGUCUUUUUGUGUAACUUGCCUAGGUUUAUGAAUAUUUCACGAUAUUACAGAAGGGUUUGCGUGAAAGUGUAUCCAAUUUUAUAGUUAUCAAUCUUACGCAUUUAUUUACUUGAGAUUAUAUCAAAUGCCUGCCACUCGGUAUUGGAGUGGUGUGGUGGGUCUAGAGACAGACUACAGUGGCUCUGCAGUGGUCCGUGAAAAAUUUACUAAUAAAAUGUUAUUUUGUCUGUGGUAACCCCGAUUCAAAAGAAAUUUACUCUAAGAGUCAGUAACUUUAUUUACCUCCACUAAUUAGUCAAAUAUAUUACGUAAAAUGUGGUUAUUUAAUAUAAUGUAACGUAAAAUAAACUAUACAAUAAAAUACACACCUAGAUUUAAUAAUGUUUAUUUUUUUUCUAUUAUACACGUUGACCUCUUAUAAUAAAUGGACGCACAAUCAUGUAUAAAAUUUCACUUGAAACUGGCCAAUUUUGCUUUGACAAUUUUAGAAUUAUUGGUAAAGAAAACUAUACCUAAAGGCCUUUCAAUAUAGUCCAAUAUUCAACAAAAUCCCAAAUAUAGAGCAAAUGGAUUUAUUAAGCAUUGAGUUUAAGGUUGAAUUUGCAAAUGCGACGAAUUGAGUGCCAAAAAAUUGUGUUACUUGCUCACUGAGUGGGGACGUUUUUUGGUCGCUGAUUGUGCAUCCAUUUUUUAAUAUGAGAUCGAUGAUUGUACAAGGAAUGUUUUUAAUUCCUUUAUACAAAUAGUAUGUACAAAAGUUUUAUUGGCUUAAAGUUAGAAAACAUGAUCAUGUUUUAAUAUAUUAAGUUAUUCAUUAAUUAUGUUUCAAAAAGUUUCUGUAAAGAUCAAAUAAAGUCAUUAUAGAUUGCAUAGUCGCUUACUAAGCGUGUUCUAUAAAAUUGUCAACUGAUUAUAUAAAUAUCGAUUUCUUGGCCAAUUGGCCUCAUGAAUUUUCCUUAAGUGUCCUAACUUAUCUAUCAAAUCAUCUAUAUAAUGGACUCCUUUCUGGCUAGAUCGGUUCACCUAUAUGCCAUACAAUAUGUAAAUAAAUUGUAAAUAUACGUACAUAUUAAGUGUAUCCAAAUUAGUUAAUAGUACAAAAAUAUAAAUAUCAUAUUACGUUUGUUUUCAUUUAUAAUUUGUUAACAUAUGUACAGAUUUUUUUUUACAAAGAUGCACAAUAUUUACUGGUCAUUAAUCAAAUACGUGUAAAAAAAAAUAUAUUGUAGACGUAAUAAUUUGUUUAAAAUAUUUUCAUUCAUACUUUUCUAGUAUGUUAGAUUAUUAUUAUUAUUAAAAGAAUAUAAGAACAAAAAUAUAGGAAAAAAAAUUGCAAGUAAGAAAAGUGAGAACCUUAAAGGUUUAUCUGAAAAUGUAAGUAAGAUUGUCAGUGUCACAGUAAUUAAGUUAAGGAAAGUUUAAAGCCGGAUUUAUAUUUGUCUGACGUGUCGUCACGCAUCAGAACAGAAUCGGUAUCAUACUCAGACCAAUUAUUGUAUAGGACCUGCCUCCCUAGACGUUACUUUUCUAUCAAAGUAUAUGAUCAACGAUCUAAUGCGAUUAUAAAAACUGUCUCUAUAGAAUCGAUGUUAAAUAGUUGUAAUCGUGUUCGUCGGUUAAAGAGCUCCGUAAAAAUACCUUUUUGUGCAAUUGAAUUGUGUAAAAAACGGGCAAGAACUUCUAGUUUAGUAUAAGAUAUAUACAAAAUCUAAGCUCGUUUUCUUCAGAAAAUGACAGACAAUUUUGUUCGUGACUAUGAGUGCGAUACAGGUCCUUCUAUAAUUGGUCUGAGGUAUUAUAUCACGACAUGUCACAACACAUAAGUGUAAACGUUGCCAUACAAAAUGUUUGAUACCGAUUCUGUUCUGACGCGUCACGACACGACACGUCAGAUAAAUAUAAAUCCGGCUUUAGUUGAUAUACUAUACAGGAUGCUCGAGAGAAUUUCCCGUUACUCUGGGGUUAUAUAUAUAUUCUUUAUCGAAAAUUAAUUAAAAAUAUUCAAGUAACAUGUGUUCCAAAAUUAAUGUUUUCGGGGUAAAUAAUAUUUAUUUUGUAAAUAGAUCUUAAAAUGUGUCCCUCAUACGCACCCUUAUAAUUAUGACGUAGUCAAGUUUUACGUAUUUUUAAAAUGCAAGGAUAGAUAAAGGCGUGUGUUACAUGGAUAGUCAGAAUUAUUUGAAUUACUUUGUUUGAAUACAUAAAAGUUUUAUUUUUUAGUUAAAAAUAUAUUAGUUAUGCAGUUCGGCUCCUAUAAGUGGAGUCGUCAACACCUUGAAGUUAUGGGAAAUACUCCCAAACACCCUGUAUAUGGUGAUAUAAACAGCGAAGAAAAAUUUAGACCAGUCAAAACGCCAUAUUUAUCAUCACAUUUAUUGUACAAAACAAUGCUCAUGGCCAGUGAACAUAGUUAUUAUUGUAGUCGGAUGCAAAAAACAGAUUAUACAAAAAACAGAUUAUACAAAAUCUUUAUCGCGCGUGUGGUGAUGCCCUGUCGCCGCUGCCCUGCGUAACCGGUGAUACCUAAAAUCUUGUACUACACAACUAACCGCACGAUGUUCGGAGAGUGGAUUUCCCCCUACUCCUAUCUUAGAUUGCAUCAUCACUUAUCAUCAGGUGAGAUUGUAGUCAAGGGCUAACUUGUAGAGAAUAAAAAAAAACGUCAAUAGUAUCCGACUAUACUUUACUUUUACACAUGUCGCAUUUUUGACAACUAAGUAAAAAUUAUCAAAUGACACACACUAAUUUGACAAUUUUAAAAGUAUUGUAUUGUAAUAAAUCUGUCAAAUGAGUGUAAUUCUAAUUUGUCAGAUUUAUUAAUAGUAUGCAAUACUUUGCAUGCUAUUAAUAGUGUAAUUCUAAUUUGACAGGUUUAUUAAUAGCAUGCAGCACUUUGCAUACUAUUAAUAGUGUAAUUCUAAUUUGACAGGUUUAUUAAUAGCAUGCAACACUUUGCAUGCUAUUAAUAGUGUAAUUCUAAUUUGACAGGUUUAUUAAUAGCAUGCAGCACUUUGCAUACUAUUAAUAGUGUAAUUCUAAUUUGACAGGUUUAUUAAUAGCAUGCAACACUUUGCAUGCUAUUAAUAGUGUAAUUCUAAUUUGACAGGUUUAUUAAUAGCAUGCAGCACUUUGCAUACUAUUAAUAGUGUAAUUUUAAUUUGACAGGUUUAUUAAUAGCAUGCAAUACUUUGUAUACUAUUAAUAGCAUGCAAUACUUUGCAUACUAUUAAUAAAUCUGGCGAAUUAAAAUUACACUCAUUUGACAGAUUUAUUAAUACAAUACUGUUAAAAUUUUCACUAAUUUAACAGUUUUAAAAGUAUUUAAAACUGUCAAAUUAGUGUGUACACUAAUUAACUUUUAGAAUCUUCAAAUUUUCCUUGAAAACUAUGAGUGGUUUAUACAACGUACCAUACCAAAGAUAUAUCAUAUAUACGAGUAUCUAUUAAUAUAAUCUAUUAAGAUAAGAAUAAGUCAACAUGACAGAUUAUUGUCUUUGCUGUUUAUAUCUACACUUAAAUUUUUUUUAAUUUUAUUCAUUAAAUUCCAAGCAUUUUUUGUUAUAAGUGUUUAUAUUUUUCGAUAAUCAUGUAGUCUUUUACUAUACAUUCGUAGUUUUAUAAAAAAGUGUGAUAGUAUGGCCAUUUAUAAGUAUUUUAGUAUUUAGUGUGAACAUAUAAUUAUACGAAAAAAUGUUGAACUAAUAAAUGUGUACAAAAAUUCUAA
Molecule: messenger RNA, 6068 nt
Organism: Bicyclus anynana (squinting bush brown)
Lineage: Eukaryota; Metazoa; Arthropoda; Insecta; Lepidoptera; Nymphalidae
Gene: Zip99C
Product: zinc transporter ZIP13 homolog
Exons: 8
Coding region: 452-1621 (389 amino acids)
Biological process (GO): zinc ion transmembrane transport; intracellular zinc ion homeostasis
Cellular component (GO): membrane
Molecular function (GO): zinc ion transmembrane transporter activity
Source: RefSeq, a predicted model, not a curated record